Molecule: messenger RNA, 1043 nt
Organism: Phytophthora nicotianae INRA-310
Lineage: Eukaryota; Oomycota; Peronosporomycetes; Peronosporales; Peronosporaceae
Exons: 2
Coding region: 1-960 (319 amino acids)
Biological process (GO): dolichyl monophosphate biosynthetic process
Cellular component (GO): endoplasmic reticulum membrane
Molecular function (GO): dolichol kinase activity
Source: RefSeq, a predicted model, not a curated record
AUGCUGGGGACCCUACUGGUGUGCGUGGGUUUAGUCCCGCUCUUACGGUCUUACGGAGCACCAUCACCUACCACAAUUGUACAGCCGUUGUCUUUUAACGGAACCGUGGGGUUUGUACUGACAGUUGCAGUGGUGGUGGGCGGCGUGGUGUAUCCGUGGAGUUGCUUCUUGUUGCAGACGUGGAAUCCAUUUGCGUGGCUGUUCGACUUCCUCACCGAGUCGAGCAGUUCGUCACUACUAUCAAUACCGCCGCGAUUUGCACUAAUGGGAUACUGGGCCACAUGUCUGGUCGUUUUGCUCCCGUUGUUUGGUUUUAUUUCGAACCGCUUCGCUCUCCGCAAUAUUGUGACGCGAAAACUAUUUCACGUUUUGGUGGUAUUGAUGCUGGGACCGGCAUCACUUUUUGAUGCCUCUAUGCUGUCGCUGAGCUAUGGUGUAGCUCUUAGCGUCUUCUUUCUGUUGGAAUGCGUGCGUGCAUUGUCAUUGCCUCCAUUUGGUCGCUUAAUUGCUGAGUUCAUGAGAUCGUUCAUUGAUCAUCGCGAAGCUGGACGUGUCAUCUUGACCCAUUCGUAUCUGCUGCUUGGCUGCGCGUUACCGUUAUGGCUUGUGCCUUCUCCUGUCACUCCUUCUCCACUUGUAAUGAACGCUGGAGUUGUAGCACUGGGUGUUGGAGAUGCAAUGGGAGCCGUGGUGGGUUCGAGUAUCGGUAAACACAAAAUCUUUGGCAGCAAGACUGUAGAAGGAUCUGCUGCUGUAUUUUUUUCGAUGGCUUUCGCGUCGCUAUUCGUACAGAACUACCACGCAUCUGUCGCCCAUGGAGAGUUCACGCAGGCGUUUUUACUUAUAGCUGGUAUUUUCUUGACGACCGUCUUGGAAGCUGCUACGGCGCAGAUCGACAACUUAGUGCUGCCACUUUUCUUCUACACAGCAUGCAACCUGGUUGUUUGCCAUCGUGUAUGAGCCGAGUAAGCUAGUUAAAAUUGGUACGCAACACGUGUAGCUCCGAUGUCCAUAUAGGUGGCUUGCUCCUCCUUGCUUUUAAG